AUGUUUACCACGACAGCAGAUGUCGAGCCCGAUAAUCCGCCGUCUCGUAGGCCUCCGGUCAGAGUUGCCUGCCUUUCCUGCCGCGCGUCCCGGAUUCGCUGUGAUGGCCAAAGUGCUUGCUCGAACUGCAUCGCGAAAGGCCACACAUGCGUCUACAUUCCGAGCAGACGGGGAGGACCACGGUAUAGCAGAAAAACGGCCAACACAGCCGGCUCGUUUGAUGGAAAGCGCAAAUGUGGAGGAGGUCUGGAAGAACUAACCUCAUCGAACUCUGAUGGAGAUGAAUGGGUGAGCCAUUUAGUAGGCAUGAGUGGACCGGGGGCCGGACUGCGCAGUAUCGACACACCGAUGGAGGAGAUUGAAUCCAUCUUUGACUCUGUGUUUGCUCCUAUCCCAGGAGAAGCAGCACAUGAGCUGGAUCGCUCGUUGGCGUCAGACCUAGUCCAACUGUAUGGGAGUGAUGAGGAUGUACUAGAUGCCUACUACGUCUUCAUCCAUCCUUACCACCCCAUUCUACCUCCACCCGAACGGUUGCCCGUAUAUAACCGCCCCUUGUCUCAGUGGCCAGAGUUUCGGCCAUCAGGUCCGCUCAGUCUAGCUAUCUCUGCCCUCCUGGUCCUCAUUCCACAUCCGAAUGAGUCAGAUCCAUUGAGAGCAGAGUAUGUGAAGCUUCGCAGGGGUUUUGCGCAAUCUUUUGCUCGAGAUGCCCUGAACGCUGUAGAGCUUGUUUCCAGUCUGCUGAACCCAUCGAAUAAUGUGCUCUGUGCGGAUAGAGCACAGUUUCAUCCUAAGGUGCCUUUGCAUCUAGAAGGAAUUCUAGCUCUGAAUCUUCUGAGCGUCUACGAGUACGCACAGCGAGGGGAUUUAUGCAAAAUGGCCGACAGAGCAAAUGAGGCGCUGACAUCGGCGAUGAAAUUGUCGUUGCAUGAGUCUCUUGAGGAGGAUGAAUACGCGGAGGCCCGGCGGAGGACCUGGUGGAUGACGUACAUGGUGGCGUGUCAAGCAGCCAUUGUGAACAGCAUGCCUGCAACAUUCGACCCGUUUGACCCUCAUUUUGUGACACCACUUCCUGAGGGAUGGAAGGUUCCUGUCGAGGCGCAACAGACGCUCCUUGAGACAGUCGUGUUCAUGACUGACCUCGAGCAAACGAAGGCUUCCGGUCAAAGUGACUCUGGAAUACGGGAGCGAAUGUUGAGUCUUGAUUCUCAGAUUGGAUCAUUGCUUUUUCGAUGCAGAGACACGCGGUGUGCCCCCAAGAUCGCACCCACUCGAGUGGAAUCUCCAGAGGUCGCGGCCUCCCAGAUCAUGAUCACCAUAGCAGAGAUUCGAUUGCACACAGCCAGAAUUAAGGCUCACAGACUUUGUGCUUUUCAGGAUAUUCCCAGUUUCCAUCAACGACAGUACGAAUUCGGACCAUCUCCCACUGUAUCUGAAUCGAAGAGCCAGCCCAAGUCUCCUUCUGCUAGUGGAACAGAAAGCAGCCAGCCUUCAACUCCUUCAUCAAGCUCACCUCUGCAUUUUCCUUUCUCCUCACACGAAUCCUCAAAAAUCUGCUUCCAUGGCGCCCUUAACAUCGUCACCUUACUGAACAACCUUCCUUUUCCUAACCCGACCAACCAGAUCCCACUCAACAGCCCUCCAUAUCUCUCCCAGGCAACCCGCGUCGAGAUUCCACGAAGCAUACUCACCUUUGCCUGCUGUGGAAUGCAAUCCGGCUAUGUGAUGUUGAUGCUUUGUCUCAAAGCACGCGCUCUGCGCGAUCGCCGCAUGGAGGGGUCCAAUUUCGCAAACACCCCCUCUUUGACUGCUCUUUUGAACGAGCUGCAUCAAAGCUUACGGCUACUUGUCAAGUGUUUGAAUAACUGCGCACUCGCAUUUGAGGCACUUUCUGGAAUGAGAGACCGAAUAGCUCAAGCGAUGGAGCAAGAAUUGCAGAGGUAG
This is a messenger RNA of Aspergillus lentulus, 1941 nucleotides long. Lineage: Eukaryota; Fungi; Ascomycota; Eurotiomycetes; Eurotiales; Aspergillaceae. The record is from RefSeq and is a predicted model, not a curated record.